AUGAUCAGACUAUUUCCGAAACAAAUACGUUCUCUUUCUUAUUUGACAAAGACCACUAUCAAUCCAGUUGAUUUCCAGUUAAAAAUUCCAGAGCAAUUCACUCCAAAAUCAUUGCUAGUUUUAUCGACCCCAACAAAUCUACCUCAAGUCAUCGAGGACUCAAUCAAAUUGUCCCAAAAACAAGAUUUGCAAUUGGUUGUAGCAGGUGUUGAUACAGUUGUACCUUAUUCACACAGAAAUGGAGUUUCUGAGCUUUGGUUGGACGAACCUAUUAGUAUUGGGGACUCGGCUCUUUUGGAAGAAAAAGAUGAUAUUAAUAAACCACCUCGAGAAAGUGAUGGCUUGAAUGUUGUUAGUGCACAGAAACAUUGGAAGAACAUAGCUUCCCAAUUGAAAAUUAAUCUAAGACAAGAAAUGGAAUUAAAAUUGAAUCUAGCAAACACCGUGUUCUCUACUGGCUCGAUUAUAACUUUAUUUUACUUUGGUAAUGGUUUGAAUCUGGGACAACAUUUGUGUGAUUUAGAGAUCCUGUUGCCCCGAGGAUUGAUACCAAGACACUCCAGUGCUGUGGUAAAAGACAACUGGACCGAUUUGUAUCCUGGAACUAGCUUUAAGGUCACCAAUUGUGUGGGCAACUUGCUUAAAUCUAUUGAUAACAACCCUGCAGCCAAAUACCUUGAGGAGAACAAAAAAUUGAUGAGCAUUGGAUCUAAGGAGACAGAGGUUUUCGUCAAAAUCAAGAAACCAAACAGUACAAAAGUUGAGAGGUUUAAAGUUACUGCGGGUGGUGGUGGAUGGGGAGCCAAGGCUGACAUCAUUGCUCUCUCACCAGAAGCUAAACUCGUAAAGGGAAGCGAGAUACAGUUUUUUAUGGUCACCCCAGAAGAUAGGUAUUUGCCAAAUCAUAACGACGACGAGGUUGCUCAAUUUACAAACGCAUUCACUUUUACCAACUCCUACGAAGAGACUAGUUACAAUGAGGAUACAGAUGAAAGCCAGCAUAUAUAUGAAAAUGUUUUUGGUGCUGGCAGUGAACAGGGGUUCUUUUUCAACGACGUAAAACACAAUUCUCCGGGUGAAUCAGUAUCUCUAAAGUUGGAGAAGAAAAAAUAG
Molecule: messenger RNA, 1113 nt
Organism: Candida albicans SC5314
Lineage: Eukaryota; Fungi; Ascomycota; Pichiomycetes; Serinales; Debaryomycetaceae
Exons: 1
Coding region: 1-1113 (370 amino acids)
Source: RefSeq, a predicted model, not a curated record